This is a messenger RNA of Protopolystoma xenopodis, 711 nucleotides long. The record is from the annotation of a GenBank genome assembly. NCBI's taxonomy places the organism in Eukaryota, Metazoa, Platyhelminthes, Monogenea, Polystomatidea, Polystomatidae.
AUGGGAAAAGAGCCGAUGCCUCAGUUAACUGUUGAAGAACUGUGCAAACGGGUGGGAAUUUUGUCAGUAAAUCAUGAGAUAGAUAGAACACAGUCUAUUCAACACCUACUGCCAAGGGCUAUCUUUCAUGGCCCAGCCCAUCUCACGGCCGAAGAUUUUAUCUGGAGUCUAGAUGGUAUACCCCUGGCGAGACCUCUAUUUACCCCUGGCUAUGUACCAGAUUCUUUCGGCGGAUAUGUCACUCUUGAAUGCCCUCAUGCCCAGCGUGCCAGUGACUCGCAUAUUUACUCGGUACAGCUGUCCACGAAGGCGGCAAAGAGACUCCUUAAAGAGGUGGCUGAACGUGAACACCUUGACUUGUCAGUCGCAUUGUUGCUCCAAGCAAUAGACCUUUUAACGCAGCCAAUUGAAUUCCCACCAGGAUUAUGCACUCUAAAUGACGACGAAUAUAGGAAUGGGGUUUCACAUUUGGAGAUGCCGGAGCAAGUGUUACUUUCGUCCAGGCUGAUUGAUGAAGAAGUGCAACGCUUGUCGGGACUGGCGCCGGCCGUAAUACGGGAGUUACCCUCAAGAUUGGCAGUCAUGGAUGGGCAAACAGUUCGCCUUGAGUUUGAGGUCGAUUCUGAAACGCCCGUCACGAACGAGUGGUUGUUCAAUGGCGAGCUGAUCGAUGUAAGCAUACGCAGGAAAGACCAGAAAAAUUUUCAAUAA